Rotaria socialis is the source of this 378-nucleotide messenger RNA. NCBI's taxonomy places the organism in Eukaryota, Metazoa, Rotifera, Eurotatoria, Philodinida, Philodinidae. The record is from the annotation of a GenBank genome assembly.
AUGGUUAGCAGUAUCGGUCAAAGGAUGUUCACAGUCAUAUAUAUAUAUAAAACCAACAAUGCUGUAACUGGCGAUGUUUAUUUAAAGCAAUGCAUACAACGUCGAUUAAUUCCUUUUAUCAAAACUAAUCAUUUAAAAACAAAAUUCAUAUUUUGGCCUGAUUUAGCGAAGGCUCAUUAUACACCACAAGUGUUACGUGUAUUAGAAGCAAAUUCUAUACCUUUUGUACCAAAGGAAAAAAAUCCUCCCAAUGUACCUCAAGUACGACCAAUUGAAGAUUUAUGGGGUAUAUUGAAACAAAUGGUGUAUGCACAAAAUUAUGAAGCAAAAAAUUUUGAUCAACUUGCUAGUCGAAUACGAAAAAAAUUCGAAAAUUAG